This is a messenger RNA of Drosophila persimilis, 679 nucleotides long. It is a transcript of the gene Ubc87F, whose product is annotated as ubiquitin-conjugating enzyme E2 G1. The transcript has 2 exons. The coding region runs from base 86 to 589 and encodes 167 amino acids. Lineage: Eukaryota; Metazoa; Arthropoda; Insecta; Diptera; Drosophilidae. Gene Ontology annotation, molecular function: ubiquitin conjugating enzyme activity. The record is from RefSeq and is a predicted model, not a curated record. Gene Ontology annotation, biological process: protein polyubiquitination; proteasome-mediated ubiquitin-dependent protein catabolic process.
GACAUAAUUCAGAAUUACAGGAAAAUAAAAAACAAAAAAAAAAUAUAGACUCGAAGCGCAAAAUUCCAUCUAGUACCAUAGCAACAUGUCUGAACAGCAAGCAUCCCUACUGCUGAGGCGCCAACUUACAGAGCUUCACCGCAAUCCGGUUGAGGGCUUCUCCGCCGGCCUGAUCAACGACGCGGACAUCUUCAAGUGGGAGGUGGUGAUCAUUGGCCCGCCGGAAACCCUGUACGAGGGCGGCUGCUUCAAGGCCCAUCUCAUCUUCCCCAAGGAGUAUCCGCUGCGGCCGCCGACCAUGAAGUUCGUCACCGACAUAUGGCACCCGAACAUCGAAAAGGGCGGCAACGUCUGCAUCUCCAUUCUGCACGAGCCGGGCGACGACAAGUGGGGCUACGAGAAGGCCGAGGAGCGCUGGCUGCCCGUUCACACCGUGGAGACCAUUCUCCUAUCGGUCAUAUCGAUGCUCACCGAUCCCAAUAGCGAGUCCGCUGCCAAUGUCGAUGCCGCCAAAGAGUAUCGCGAGGAUCCCGCCGAGUUCAAGCGGAAGGUGGCCCGCUGCGUGAGGCGCAGCCAGGAGGAGAUUUAGACCCCAGACACGAUGGUGGGGGUGGGGCAGCGUUCAACAUGUACCAACAAACCAAAACUACAAUAAAGUUGGCGAGUUCAUUAAAAUAGA